Populus nigra (black poplar) is the source of this 827-nucleotide messenger RNA. Its product is annotated as MLP-like protein 43. The record is from RefSeq and is a predicted model, not a curated record. Bases 83 to 580 code for a protein of 165 amino acids. The transcript has 2 exons. Gene Ontology annotation, biological process: defense response. Lineage: Eukaryota; Viridiplantae; Streptophyta; Magnoliopsida; Malpighiales; Salicaceae.
CUCAUCAUUUUAUUUGUUAUAGAAUAUAGAUUGCCUUCUCGAAUACCAUAUACUAUCAUUGCAAACUUUAGAAACUAAAAACAUGUCUCUAAAGGGUGAGCUGGAGACUGUCAUAGAAACUAAAAACAUGCCUCUAAAGGGUGAGCUGGAGACUGUCAUAGAACUCAAAUCAUCUCCUGAGAAGUUCUUCGGUGUCUGGAAGACCCAAGCCUAUCAUAUCCCCAACCACACUCCUGACAAUAUCCAUGCAGUUGAUAUGCAUGAAGGUGAAUGGGAAACUGAGGGUUCUAUCAAGAUCUGGAGGUACAGUGUAGAUGGAAAACAGGAGGUCUUUAAAGAGAAGGUGGUAGUGGAUGAAGAAAAGAACACACUGGCUCUCACUGGCCUGGAAGGAGAUGUCAUGACUAGAUACAAAAUAUUCAAUCCCACCUAUCAUCUUACACCAAAAGAUGAUGGAAGCUUGGCCAGGCUGAUCAUUGAAUAUGAGAAACUGAACGAGAAUAUCCCAGUGCCAGACAAGUACAUGGAUUUCAUGAUAACUGUUACCAAAGAUAUCGAUGCAAGUCUUACGAAGGCAUAAUAAUGGAAAGAAGAGACAAUCUUUCCUAUUGCUGGAAGUUCUCCUUGAAAGACUUAUCUCCUGUUUAUAAAUUCGUGUAGCCCAAAAAAAAAAUGUGUGACCAAUAAUGUGCGCUAGCUGAGAAGAGCGACAAGCCCAGUGUGCUGGUUUAAUCUGUGUGUCAUGUACGUACUCUGUAAGUUUUAUUUGUGAUGCUGUUGUGAGAUGAACAAAACUAUUAAAUAAAGUAUGAUCUGUAGAGUAUUAA